AGCGCUAAGUCAACAUAUAAUAGCAAACUUACAACAAUUAUUUAACAUUUUUAAAGCCAUGAAGAAGGGACAGAGCGCGGAGCAGCCAGGGAGAGCGGCAGAGCGGAGGGCAGACGCGAGGCAGACUCCCCUGGAGGGCCCUUGUGGCGCAGGGCGCAGUCCUUGAGUCUCCGGGGUCGCCUGCCUACCGGGAGCCGGAGCGCAGCGCCGGCUCUGGCUCGCCAUGAGUCACCUCUUCAGUUCCCGGCUGCCUGCUCUGGCCGCCUCGCCCAUGCUCUAUCUGUACGGCCCGGAGAGACCCGGGCUGCCUCUGGCCUUCGCCCCCGCGGCUGCUCUGGCCGCCUCGGGCCGAGCGGAGCCCCCGCAGAAGCCACCGUACAGCUACAUCGCGCUCAUAGCCAUGGCGAUCCAGGACGCGCCCGAGCAGAGGGUCACGCUCAACGGCAUCUACCAGUUCAUCAUGGACCGCUUCCCCUUCUACCACGACAACCGGCAGGGCUGGCAGAACAGCAUCCGCCACAACCUCUCGCUCAACGACUGCUUUGUCAAGGUGCCCCGCGAGAAAGGGCGGCCGGGCAAGGGCAGCUACUGGACGCUGGACCCUCGCUGCUUGGAUAUGUUCGAGAAUGGCAACUACCGGCGCCGGAAGAGGAAGCCCAAACCCGGCGCCGGGGCCCCGGAGGCCAAGCGGGCUCGUGCUGAGCUGCAGGAGCGCCGCUCAGAGGCGCGGCCCCAGGCGGAGAACGAGGCAGCGCGUCCCCGCCCUGGGACCCCCACGCGCCCCUCGCCCCUCGGGGAAGGCUCUUCUCCGCAGGCGUCACUCCACUGGCUGGGCCCUGAGUCCCCGGACCAGGACGCAGGCGACGCUGUCCAGGGCUCAGUGGCUACGGCGGUCGGCCAGCCAGCGCGCACACUGGAUGGCCCCGGGUCUCCUCCGCGGCCCGCCUCCCGCAACUCUCCGAAAAGCUCCAAGUCCAAGAGUUUCAGCAUCGACAGCAUCCUGGCGGAGAGGCAGGGCCAGACACCCGCUGGCGGGGGUGAGGGCCUCGGGGACGCCAAGCCAGGGCCGGCCGGCGACCUGGGCGCCUCCCUUCUGGCCGCCUCCUCCAGUCUCCGUCCACCUUUCAACGCCUCCCUGAUGCUCGACCCGCACGUCCAGGGCGGCUUUUACCAGCUGGGGAUCCCUUUCCUCUCCUAUUUCCCUCUGCAGCUCCCUGAUGCUGUGCUUCACUUCCAGUAAAGCAAACAGUGGCGCCGUUCUUUCCUCUGCCCUGGUUGGAGUCUCCUCUGAGUCACCAGCCAGGGUCCCACCGGCGGGGAAAAGAGGCACGUUCUUUUUCAAAGGAUCUUUGCUUGGGUUCUGGGCAGCCUUACCAACCUCUGUGCGCAGGUGAGCACGUUUGCCGGCCUCCUCCGAAGUGGAUUUACCCAGCAACAGGAAUUUGCUUUGGAGAGUCAAAGGAUUGGUCCCUGUGGGGGUUUUGAUCAGACCCUUUCCAGGAGAAUUCCUCGACCUAAUGCCUUGAAGACCUAAUGCCUUGAACCUCUGCUGCCCAUGGCAGGCGCUGGGCUGCUAGGCAGGGGAGAACGCUGCUGGCCCCCUCAAGGCGGGACCAACAGACAGUGGUCUUUGGAUCUAAGUAUUAUCAUUUCAGCCUCCAUGCCUUGUGUGGCCUGGGUUUUGACUUUGAGCUGAGGUGUGUGUGUGUGGCGGGGACAGAUCUCAGAUGCAUUUGUCCCAAAAGUCCAGUUCGGGGUUCAAGGGUGACCCCGGUUCUCUGGGGUUAUGUUGGAAAUGGAGGCCUGGUUAGCAUUUAUGACCAAGGUUAAGGUGGAAGCUAAGCAACCCCAGAGAGCAGUAAUACUUUUAUUUUAAAUAGAGAAAUUUUCUCUUAAUUUCCUUCUAGACAGUAAAAGGAACAUGCUUUAUUCUUUGCCUAAACACUUGACUCUUCCCACUAUCACAGCAAACAGCUUUUAUAGAGGCGUGGCCUGGGUGGUGAGGUGUUCUGUACCUAGUGGAAUACUCCUUAGUAGGCAUUUUCUGCUGGAUCUAUGAUUCAGAGUAGCUGCUGUGCUUUUGCUUUUGUUUUUAAGGGAUUGAAAGAUUUCAAGCGACAGGGGGAGGGUGUGGAGGGUGGAGUAUGCCUGAGACAACAUCGAAUUUUUUUGUUUCCAUAGUUUUUCAAGAUCUGAGUUUGGUUUUUGCUGCAUUUUUCAGAAUCAUGUAAUGAACGACUACAUUUAAUCCAAAAAACUGAGUGAAGCCAACAAAACUGAUUGAGGGAGAGAUGGGUUAAUUUGGGAAGAGCAAGAAAAUUUGCUGGUGUCUGAGGAAGGGUCUGGCCCAGGAAGAACACAGUGAAGCCUGGUGAGAGUUCUCUGGGACACUCCCAGUCUGGGACCAGAUGCCCCUACCUCUGCAAGCCCCUGCCAGGCAGGCCAGGAGGCUGACUUUGAAUAAACACCUUAAAGAGGGGAUUGGAAGUCUGGUGGGCCGCUGGGUCUGCAGCACAGACCGGGUGAGCUUGAACCUGGGGGGCUACUCCCAGACUCACAGCCUCCCAUCUCCACGUGGGCCACCUUGUGGGUUCUGAAACUUGAUUUCCUGAACCUCCAAGGAACUUGUGUUUUAUCUGGUGUAAGAAAGGUACAAAAAGCCAUGAGUUCUUGGAAGUGAACUGAGAGAGGGCUUCAAAAUAACUUUUGAAGAUGUUUCCCAGGACUUGUAUAAAAAUGAUUAUGGACUUUCAAUCAAGAGGGCUCCCUGGCCCAUGUGUUCAAAGGAUGCUUGGGCAGGCGUAACGAACUGAGAACUGGCAGAUACAGAGUUGGCUUUCUGAAAAUCUAUUCUUAGCCACCACGCACUGCUGACCCACGAGUACUCCAGGACAGGGUUCUGCCCAGGCUGACGGGAAGACUUUGGUGAGCUCCCGAGUGUCUUUGAUUUAGAGAGUCUUGGAGAGGCCCAUCCGUGAGAGCCGGGCUCACUGUGAUGAACUUAAAGCGUGGUGGGCUGUCAUUGGAUAUGUUGUUAUCCCAAACUCUCAGCCUCUGUGAAUAAAG
This is a messenger RNA of Sciurus carolinensis (gray squirrel), 3066 nucleotides long. RefSeq names its product forkhead box L1 (gene Foxl1). The transcript has a single exon. Lineage: Eukaryota; Metazoa; Chordata; Mammalia; Rodentia; Sciuridae. Bases 224 to 1240 code for a protein of 338 amino acids. Gene Ontology annotation, biological process: cell differentiation; regulation of transcription by RNA polymerase II; anatomical structure morphogenesis. Gene Ontology annotation, molecular function: RNA polymerase II cis-regulatory region sequence-specific DNA binding; DNA-binding transcription factor activity, RNA polymerase II-specific. The record is from RefSeq and is a predicted model, not a curated record.